CAUAUCAAAGUUAAAAAGAAACAUUCCAAUAUUUGCUUUCAUAGAGUUAGGGUGAGCAGUGGGAUUGUCUUGGCCUUGAGUCUUACAGUAGGAAAUGGUAUAACAAGCAGCAUUCAUAUUUUGUGUUUUGUACAGUAUGGGAAGCAAUUAUAUAUAAAUUAUCAAGAAGCUCUGAAAAGGACAGAAUCAGCAUAUGAUUGGACAUCCCUAUCCAGUUCCAGUAUUAAGUCUGGAUCCAGCUCAUCUAGUUUACCAGAAUCUCAGUCCAACCACUCAAAUCAAUCUGACAGUGGAGUUUCAGACACCCAAACAGGACAUGUCCGUUCCCAAAGUAUCGUUAGCUCCAUCUUUUCAGAAGCUUGGAAGAGGGGAACUCAGUUGGAAGAGUCGAGCAAGAUUAACGCUCGAAUGGACUCAAUAAACCGACCUUUCACUUCACUUGUAUCGCCUUUAUCUCCACAAACUAAAACAGCUACUCCAUAUUCAGCAUCACAACCAUCACCUCCACUUCCACCUCCUCCACCUCCCCCACCUCCACCGCCGCCUCCUCCUCCACCCCCACCUCCUCCACCUCUUCCUGGUCAGUCCGUGCCCUCUGGAACCAGCUCGGCAACGGUCUUUGUGAAAUAUAGCACUAUAACAAGACUACAGAAUGCCUCUCAGCAUGGUGGGCUUCUCUACAAGUCACCUAUCACAAUGCAGCAGCCACCAUCCCCGCUCCCGCCUCCAGGAAAACCUCAGAUUUUAGUACCGCCAAAUGGUAUAGUCCCACCCCCGCCUCCUCCGCCUCCUCCCCCUACCCCAGGAUCAGCAAUGGCACAGCUCAUGAAACCUGUGCCUUCCAAUCCAUCAGUACCACAUUUCACACCGCCACCUCCUCCUGCUCCCCCUCUCAAAAUUCAUCAAGUUCACCAGAACAUUCUUCAGUCUUCAACUUUGCCGCCUCCGCCACCUUCGGGGCCAGCACCUCCCCCUCCACAGGCUCCUCCUAAGCCUACUAUGACUCUCCCUACCCAAAACAACGCAAAAUCUAUAUCGGCAGUGGUGACACAUCCAGUGCCACCACUUCCUGUUCCUUCAGCGGUAAAGAAGCAGCCAAAUUUCACCGCCCCACAAAUCCCGUUAUCUCCCGCUUCACUAGGUCCAUCUCCUCCACCUACUCUGCCCAAGCAGCAGAAUCACGCUAGUAAGCUUCCUCCCUCUCCACAGUCUCCUGUGCCAUCCGUUGUGAAGCAAAUAGCCAGCCAGUUUCCCCCUCCUCCCAUGCCAGCUUCAGAGCCCCAGCCUUUAAAACCUGUCCCUCUGAGUGUACCACCUCCGUCUCCUCCAGCCGUAAAAGCCAAGCCAAAAUGGCAGCCAACCUCUGCUCCAUCCCCUGAUUUUCCUCCUCCACCCCCUGAAAGUAGCCUAGCGUUUCCUCCUCCGCCUUCUCCUUCUUCUUCUCCAUUGAUAGUGUCCCCUACACCAGAUAAGUCAGGAGGUUCUCCAGUCAAAAAAGGUAGUAAGACUUCCAGUCCAGGAGCGAAAAAGCCGCCUCCUACACCUCAGCGAAAUUCCAGUAUAAAAUCAAACAGUUCAAUUGAGUCCAGUGAACCUAAGAGACCUUCAGUGGAUGUCUUAGUUAGCAAGUUUGCACAUCCCCCGGAGCCCUCCGGAUCUCCUGGCAAGGAAUCCCCAACUCCACCUGCCGCUCCUCCAAAGCCAGGGAAGCUCUGCCUGCCAAUCGUCCUUCAGCAGGCAGGUAUUUCAACAAAAGCACCUGCCACAGGAGCCCUAGGCAAGGGUGCUGCCGAGGAAUUUCCUUCUCCUCCCUCAGAUUCAGACUUUCCCCCUCCACCGCCUGAAAUCGACCUUCCUUUACCUCCCGUAGAAAUUCCCGCUGUCUUUUCAGGCAAUACCUCGCCAAAGGUUGCUGUCGUCAAUCCCCAACCUCAGCCGUGGUCUAAGUCAUCCGGGAAGAAAGCUCCCCCUCCAACACGCCCCAAACGCAACGACAGCACCCGUCUCACGCAAGCAGAAAUGGCGGAGUCGCAGGGGGUUGUCAGCGCACAAGUGCCCACCUCGCCCAAGUCCGGCCUUAGCGUUCAGCCUGGUUUCCUGGCUGAUUUGAAUAGGACUCUGCAGCGUAAGUCCAUCACUCGACAUAGCUCCCUCUCCUCUGCCCGGAUAUCCAGAGCUGAGCCUACUGCUACAAUGGAUGACAUGGCCUUGCCCCCACCCCCACCAGAACUUCUGACAGACAAGCAGAAGACCAGCAACUUUGGAGGUAGUCAUAUAUUAGGCUAUGCAACCUUACGGAGGGGGCCACCUCCAGCACCUCCAAAGAGGGAUCAAAACACCAAACUAUCUAGGGACUGGUGAUGUUUGGGAAGACCCUCUUUGCAUUGCCAGCAAACCCAAACCGGGACACAUCUGGUACUGAGAUUUCCUCAUCUUAAUAGCCGUGAACUGCUGAAGAAGUCUGUUUUAACAGUGGCUGUGGGUAGUGACUACGUUCACUUCCAGAAACAGCCCCUAAAGCUUUGCUUAUUUGUGUUCUGUGUAUUAGGUUGAAGGAUGGGAUGAGUACUACUUCAAAGCUCAAAUACUACAUAAGGAUUGGACCAAAAUCUUUUAACACUAUUUUUCCUGCUGUUCAGGAAAUAACUGUUGUCUGUCAGUGUGGGACAUGUGGGUUGCAUGUAUUAUAAAUGUAGGUAUAUAAUAUAUUGUGAAAUAUUUUGUUGGGAUUGUAGAGGCUCACCAGAAUGUUUUUGUACAUCUGUAUUUAUUGUUUCAGUCAACGGAGGGUUUUAUCAGAAUUUGGGUGAUGUAUUAUUAGAAAAGUCAUUUGCUUUUGAAAACAAAAAUGUCGGGGCACCUUAGAUUAUUGGAAACCUCUUUGGGGAGUUGGUGACGGGUAUGCAGGGCUGUUCGGUCUCUGCGCAGAAUCAAUUGAUUGAAAAACGCGGGCACAGUCUACCAAAACAUUCUGGUUGUAAUACUACUGAAUAGAAAUCCAUAUAGAGAAAAAGAAAAAUGUUGUGGAGUGGGGCUGCAGUUUAAGAUGCUGGGUAAUAAUGGCAUUCUGUUCUAGAAUUUUUUAAGGUGGAAAAGGCCCCUUAAAAGUAUUAUCGGAACUUUCUCCCAAAGAAACACCGGUAGGAUUGGGCUUAAACUUAAAAUGUUCCAGUCACACGUUAUAAAGUGGAAUGUGUAAGGAAUGGGACAUACCAGAAUGUUGUGCAUUGGAAACCGGAUCAUCAUUCAGCCAAACCCUCAGUGGGAUUAUUUGGACUGAUGAUGCUCGAUUUAAAUUAACAACAUUUAAUUCACUGUCACGUACAUGUCUGUUUUGGUUAAGUGAAAAUGGUGUACCAGAAGGCAUUCGAGAUAUGCUGCGGUCAUGUCUGAUCAACCAUCUCUCUUAACUGGUGCUGCUCAUCAAAUUGCCUGUGUACAAGUUUACAGGUGCGUGCAUGCAUAUCUCUCCCUCCCUCCCUCCUCUUUCCCUCCCUCCCUCCUCUUUCCCUCCCUCCCUCCCUCCCUCC
Messenger RNA from Thamnophis sirtalis, 3530 nucleotides. NCBI's taxonomy places the organism in Eukaryota, Metazoa, Chordata, Lepidosauria, Squamata, Natricidae. The record is from RefSeq and is a predicted model, not a curated record.